UUGUGACAGUGUUUACCAUAGGGGUCCGAACAUGGCUUCCAGCAGCAACAGCACUGACAACGGCAACAAUGUGCCACAGUGGAAGCGGGAAUUACUACAACGUCGCAAAAAAGUGCUCGCCAGCAACAGCAACGGUGCAAGCGUCAAGUUUUGUUCGUCUGGCUCUGCUGCCAAUGGUGGUGGGGUAGAAACUCCCGACACGAUCCUCUUCCUUGUUCAGGAUCAAAAUCAACUGAGAACUAGUGCUAGUGCUACUAGUGCAGUGAGUGUCAACCACGUCGCAGGAGGAAGUUUUGCGGGUGCGGUAUCUUCCUCGCGGGAAUCAAGCUGUGGCGCCGCAGUCGCGACCGCUGCUUUCGAAAGUUUACGUUCGCCAGUCGCGGGCAACAUGCGUCUUGAGGCGGGUGUUUGUUCCUAUUCGGAGGAUGGCGGUAGAAAUCCCGAGAUCGAGCACGAAAAGUCGAAAUCCGAGAAUAACAGUGAAAUGUACAGAGCCAGGAGAGUCGAUAGGGAGAGUGAAAGUGACAUUUUCCAGCUGAUCGAACUCUCGAAAAAAACUCGAGUCGGCAUGACCCUCGUAAGAAACAAAGUGUCCGAGGACUGUGAAAGUGACAGUUCCGAAGAGUUGCAGUACGGGCCUGGAAUUGUCAACAAACUGAAAAGCAAGUACCUUAACCUCACUUUGCGUGAAACGAAUAAGAGUCGAGGUUCCGUGCAACGAUUCAGGCGCGCCGCAAGUCUCGAGGAUCUACUCGACUGCGAAGAAGAUCCUCCUGAGAAAACGACCAACAAGUAUACAAAGAAAAAUGUGCUGACGAAAACAGAGAGAUACAGGAACACUUCGAGAGGCAAUGAUUCCAUGAAAAGGGCGAGGAGCGUGGAGACUCUCAUGAGAUAUAAUUCGACACCAGAGGAACCAAACUCUACGCUAAACCGGUUUGGGUCCGUGUUCAAACAAGAGCUCGUCAACGAUCAUAUUAUCCUGAUCGACAGAACGUCUGUGAAGAUCGAGAGUCGCUUGGAAGAUGCAGACCGGCCGAAGGCUGUCAACAAACCCAAGAGGAUCAAACCUGUCCUGGCGGAGACCGAAAGGCCACCACCGGAUCUAGUCAAGACCACUAUGAGAAUUUUCGAGGGUUCGGCAAAAAAGCUCAAGCCAAAGGGUGAGGUAGCUGUCAAAGUUGCGACCUUCAAAACCAUUAAUGACACAUUCAAAGCUCAAAAGCAGAAAAAAAUAACCCCCAAGCCACCCCUUCAACCUAAACCUUUUACGAAUGGGACUAACAGGGGUCCUAGUUCUCCAAAGAAGAUCGUUCUUUCGCAGAAGCCCAAUGCCGAGUUGACAGGAAAGCAGGAUAGAUUGGAAGAGUAUCGGAAUGAGGGUGUCAUCAUGGAUCCGAUUGUUCAAUCUGUCUCAUCGGUAGUUUCCAAAUUUCAGCAAAUCGAAAAGUCGCACUCUCCCUCAGCUUCCCCAGAACCAUCCUUCAAAAUAAAAUUCUCUCCAGCCCUGAGUCCAGAACCUUCGCUCAAUAAAUUAAAAUCCUCCCUCGAAAUUAUUGUUAAGUCGCCCCCAGUGACUCCGGUUUUGUCCCCGAGAAUAUCCUCUCCAAGGUUGUCUUCACCGGCAUCACCAGAGAAAGAUGUCACCAGGCAAAAUUCAGUUCCAGUUCACAAAACUUCAAGUCCUAGUCGAGAAUUUGUCAAACAAAUAUCUGCGCCAGAAUCUCCAAAAUUCUGGCAUCAAAUUGAGAAGGAAAAUUUGAAACCGACUUGUGAUGCAAAGCAAGAUGACAAGUUUCACAGUCCGGAAGUUGAGGUACUGGAAAUUGAAAAUAGUGAAUUUAUGGAAAUCAAAGACUGCAGGGUACACAAAGAGCUUACGGAGGGGGAGGAACCAAAAGAAAUUAAGGAAACAAAUAUCUCGUCGCUAGUGGAGGCUGCAAAAGAAAUUGAAGCAGUCGAUGGACCAAGGUGUGUUUCCAAAUCUGCUUUAGAUAAUAUUGGAAAAGCGGGAACAACGGUGCAGUUUACUUUCGAUAAUAAGUCCACCAAUCAUAAGAGUUAUUUACCUGGAGCAACGUCGAAUGGACAGAAAAUUUCAAAGGAUCUGCACCUUGGAAACAACCUUGAGCUUGUUAAAAGUAAGUCUCCUUCAUUGACAACAGCCACUCCUAAUGAUGAUGCUGCUUUGAAUAAUCAGGUACGAAUUCAAGAAAGGCUUGGGUCCGGAAAUAAUGAGAAAAAUAGUCUUUUUAAUAGGGAUGAGUCACCUAAUGUGGUGGAAAAUAGACCUAUUGGGGCAAUUUCAAGUUUAGGCUUAAUCAGGUCUAUGACAAUGAUCACUUAUCCUCAAUGCAACGAAUCUAAAACUAUAAGAUAUCAGCGGUCCGAGUCGAUUUCACCACCUCAAAAACAAAUAGGGAUCAUUCGACCAUUGGUUUCUACAAAAACGCAACUGCCACAGCAAAAUUUGAGUAACAGAGAACUAGAAAAAAAUUUAAUAAAUCGAGUCAAAAGCAUAGAACAACCUACAAAAGUUGUGGUCAGUUUGAAAAGUGCAGAGGAGAUUCAAGUGAAGAAAGUCGGUUCUGGGAGUGGAGGUCUUUGGGACACGAAGCCAUGGAAUCAACAAAAUAAUACAAUGGUCUUCAACUUUAGUAACAGAAAAGAUGUUCCUGAUUAUAUUGAAAAUGAUGGAAUGAAUAUAAGAAGGAAACAAAAUAAAUCAAAGGUUGGUGAAGCAGGUAUUAUAGUGUUAGACGCCACUUUGGACGCCUCGACGACUGAUGAAUCUGAUUGGGAUAUUUCUGAAGGACCACCAUCGCCAUGUGAUGUAUUAUUCCUGAACGAUAAUGUCCUUAUUAAUGGUCGAAGCAAUUUGUCGAAACAGCCGAGAAAUCACAAGCAUCGAAUUCAAUUCGAUGACGCUGCUACUCGUACUUUUGAAUAUCCAAGCGAAGCUUCCAUGCUUGAGGGCGAUGGGACCAGCGCGGAUGGAGAAACUUCCGGUUCCGGUAAGCCGUUGGCGAGUAACAACACUAGGCCAUCUACCACAUCUGUAACCGGUUUACCUUCACUUCUAGGUGCAGGAGCACUUGCAACAUAUACACCAAGCAAGGUCGACUUAACUUCCGAGGGAUUUGAGCUGGGAAUUACCAGGGCGACGAUUUCCAUACUUCCAACAGCAACCUCUACUGCGCAACCUGAGAGUCUUACUGAAGUAGAUUAUAUCAAGCCAGCUCAAAAUCCUGAAGCAUGGGGCUCUGAGACAACUGCGGACAUGUUGUUCUAAAAAUUCAAAUGCAGCAUUUCUUUAAAAAGAAGUGGAGGCAAUACGUGUAUAAGAAUGUCGUCGUAGAAAAGCAUUUUUUCUGAAGAAGAAGCCUUAUUUCUGCUCAACCAUCGUUCGCAUAAUGCUGUCUUUAAGCAUAGUUACGUUAAGCUGAAGAAUGUCUAUAGUUCCUUUCAGGUCAGAGAGUAAUUCUUAAAUUAAGAAAUCAAAUGCAAAUGGUGAAUUAAACGAAAAAGUCGUUACAGUACCAGAACGCAAUUCCUUCAGAAAAUUGUUAUAAAACUCCAGUAAGUCACCUACAUAUUUAUUUUCAUUUGGAUUUAAACAAGCGGUUAAAAAAAAAUUGGUCUGGUAAUUGUAUUUAUUGUCAUUCCAUUGAAUGUAGCAAGUGAAUUUGAAUUAAUUUUUCCGAAGGAUUCGCUACAAUUCGAAAUUCGGUUCCUAUUAGUUAUUUUCACUUGAACCACCAGCUAACUUCACUUCGUUGAUCGCUGAGGGGAAAACAAUGGACCAAAUCCACGGAAUGCGGUCCAUGUUUUCACUAUUUGGCUAAUAUCUUCGUAAAAAGUAAUUUUUUCUAUGCAAGUAUUUUUGACAAAUAGUUUUUAUUUUUUAAGGACUAUUUAAUGAAAUAAUAAAAUGAUAAUUAUUAUUCAUUAGAAAGAUAUUACAAAAAUAAGGAUAUGCCCCAUUGUUUUCCCCUCAGCGAAGUGAAGUUAGUUGGUGCUACAAGUGAAAAUACCGAAUUGAAGGUUGCGGCGUAAUUUCAUCCGAAAGUUGAUUAGACGUAGAUAAGGAAGUAACUAAACUAUGUCAUUCCAUUAUGCACUUACUUUGUACUCUUUUAUUGUAACAAGCACGCAAAUAUUUUUUAUGUGAAGCGUCAAAAACUGCCAGCGAUGAGACUUUUCAAACGUCAAUCAACGCGGUGAAACCACUGAUCGAUCUUCCGUCGUACCAGAGCGCAUACAAUCUUUUUGGAGGAUUAAUAUCCAGAAGGAUUUAAUAAUACAGAGAUUUUUUAAAUUACUUUAUCCCAAGUUCGCAGUUUUAUGCGAGAAUUUUUUAGGCGUCAAUGAAAUUCACUAACUGUAAGUGAUUUUUGAAACAAAUGAGAGGAAAAACAUACAUACAACUUUAUAUUUGUAAAAGUUACGCCAAAGUAGGGCGUAAGUUUACAUAAAAGUAUUUAGUAAUUACACACCCAACUUUCGAUCCUUGCAAAUUGUAAGAAUUAUACACUCGAUAAUUUCAUUCCAGGGUAUGUCAGAGCGUCUCAUAUUCACGCUUAAAAUCGUCGAUGAUUGUGAAAAUUAUAGAGCUGGGCUAUCGAAAUGAAACUUUAAGUAUACGAAAGUCUAGUAAAAUUGAAUACAAUAUUUGUAAUGGUCACCUUGUAUUUCAUAGUAAUUCAAACAUUGGACCUUUCAAAGUAAAUUAUCAUUUCUAACAACUAAUCACAUUCCAUACUGUGAAUAAUCAUAAUAUAAUCAAAGAGAAUUUAGUUAUAAAUUAUUGCCCAGCUCUCUGACGAAUUAAACCACUCUCUAAAUCGUUCUUAAUCAUUGUCUUCGGUUUCAUAAUUUUGGAAACGGCAAAAGCUUGUAAAGCUCGGCGUACUCAAUCAAUUAAUAUUAAGCGAAUCUAAUUCUGUAUAUAUACUAAAUUAUUUUUGUUCCUGCAGUCAAGAACAAAAAAAUGCUUCGAUUAGUCUCGAAGAGUUCAAACAAGUGGAUUUCUUUAAGAGGAACUUGUUAAAAUAUAUUCUUAAAUUGUAUUAGCAUUUGAUGUGUGAUUGAAUCAACAUGUGUGUGCGUGGGUGCGUGCGUGCGACUGACUGCGAAAAAGGGACCUAACGCGGGAAAAAAAUCGAUUUUUAGUUGUUUUUUUCGCUUUCAUAAUAAAAAAUAUUAUUACUACAUCUGAAAAAUUCAUAUUGUUAUUAAACUGCAAAGUGAGGCCUUCUUAUGGAGUUCCUUGUAUUGGACCGCCUCAUUAAUCGCUCAUCCUGUAAAAUGACGCUACCGCGUGUUAGGUCCCUUUCUUCGCGAAUGGUUACAUAUGGUAAACGUAAAUCUAAUUUAUUACGAGAUCGCGAACCGGUUAUGAAGAACACGACGAUUCUUUGGGGAUAUUUUUGAUUCCUCGAUUGGGUCUUUUUUUUAAAUGUGUUUAAGUUUUUUGGUUCGGCGGAUCUUUGUCAUUGUGAUGUACUAUUUUCGUUGAACGAUUUUCUUUUUUUGUCUUUUGCUUUUUUUUAUUGUUUGAUGCGUAGUCAGUAGGUCAGUCUCACAUCUUUAGCAUCUUACAUUGUGAUAUUCUCAUUAAUUGUCAGUAUAACGCGAAAAAUUCCGAAACGCAUUUCUAUCAAUUCUGUAUACUUAUCUGAUUGCUGAUCGAAGCACCCGAAAAUCGAAAGAACGAAAAACUCAACUGUGUUUGGUACUCAAAUGUACUCAAAAUAAAAAGCUCAAGUUCGAGUGCUUAAAGAUACUUCGAUCAAGUGUCUCAAAGCGAAAACUUCAAUUUUAGUGUCAAUCUUGUCAGCUAAACUUUAAUAAUGUAAAUUUUCUAGAAAAUUGAAUCGGUUCAUAAUUUCUGAGAUUCGACAGUGCAGUUUGUUUCGCGAUUCAAUAUACCGCCGUUUACGAUCUCCUCAUUAUUCUCAGAGGAGUGAUUUAAUUAUUGUGUAGAUUAUUAUUGUACAUUAUCAAGGAGACUUGACUGUGUAGUUCCGCGGAAGUUGGUGAACCAUUACCCAAAUAAGCGAAAAAUAAAUAGUAUUAAUCUACGAUAAUGGUUAAUAUUCAAAGCUUGAAAUCAUACACAUGGACGUGUGCAUUAUUAUAGAAGGACCCAGGCUCACAAAGACUAUUGAUCUAUUCUCCCGAAAGUACAGCAGAUCCUCCAGGAAAUGUGUGACACGUCCUCCUCCAAUUGUCGCCGCUGUGCCGGAACCUUGAUAUUUUUAUUAGGGCGCAAAAAGUUUGAACUGUGUAAUUUUUUAUUAUUUCUUUUAUAGAUGAAAAUUUAAAAUAUAUAUGUUCGGAAAUACAUAUUACCUUGCGAAUAAUUUACAAUAUUUGCAUGAUCGGUCUUGUCUCUAUCCUGCAUUAAAUCCAUCCUCUGGCAAUUAAAAUUGUGAUUUGAAAAUCGCGUCAACUCGUUCAACCCAACCAAAUUCGGUACAGCGGCACCAAGCUGAAUUGGAAUACCCAGUGUCUCUCUCAACUAUCCCUGGAGGAACUCCACUCGAACCAGUUGUGCUUUACUUUGCGCGCCUAUUAUUACGCUGGCUCCUUCUAAUUCAUGCGUCCAUGUUAUUACAUAUAUCUACCAAUUAGCGGUAUUGUGUGUUGUACUGUUUGUGUGUUAUAAAUUCCUGAAAAAAUAAAAAUCGCUGCGUACAACAGAAA
Molecule: messenger RNA, 6708 nt
Organism: Belonocnema kinseyi
Lineage: Eukaryota; Metazoa; Arthropoda; Insecta; Hymenoptera; Cynipidae
Gene: bif
Exons: 4
Coding region: 32-3292 (1086 amino acids)
Biological process (GO): chemotaxis; neuronal signal transduction
Cellular component (GO): rough endoplasmic reticulum membrane; nuclear membrane
Molecular function (GO): microtubule binding
Source: RefSeq, a predicted model, not a curated record